GACAGUUCUGUGGAGAAAGACAAGACGAAUCAAGUUGAAUCUUGAAUAAUUAAAAUAAUAUUGUGACAGAAAAACGUUCAAUAAAAAAAAUAAAACAGCUGUUACAUUCUUUAACCGGAAAACAAAGGUAUUAUUGUUAAUAAAAUAGUUACUUUAACGUUAAAGAGAGACAUAUUUUUAUAUAAAUCGGUUACUGUGCUAGAUAUUUAUAAAAAUGGCACAGUGGGUUGGAUACAUGGUUUCUAUUGAUUGCGAUUUGGGAAUAGGCCCCUAUCAAGGCGAAAUAGUUUCAGUAACUUCAGAAACUAUUACUUUGACUAAAGCUUUUUUUAGUGGCUAUCCAUGUAAACAAGAUCCAGUGAAAAUAAGAGUUGAUAAUAUUGUUGAUAUAAAAUUAUUAGAAAAACCAAAGAACCCUUUCGAAGAAAUAAGAAGCACUGUAACGAUAGCAAAACCUAUCGCCAAAAGAGCUGGAAGAACUCAUAGCACCUCUGAAACUACCAAUAAACAAGUAAGUGGACCUCAUAAAAGAUCGAAUCCCAUCGACAUUGACGUUAAAUUAACGAACGAUUUGGCAAAUAGUUCUUUUAAAAUUAAUACUCCUAAUAAGAAAGAAAAGAAUAAUAGGAAAUGGGUGAAAGGAUCGAAAGAUGAAGAGUGUUUUGGGUCUCUGAUGGAACAAAGUAAUAUAAGUAAAGAUUUCGAUUUUGAAAAGAAUUUAGCACUUUUUAAUAAACAAGCUGUUUGGGAUGAAUUGAAUGCUCAGAAGCCUGAUAUAGAUAAGAGACCAGCUAAAUACAGACACGACGAAAACGUUCUACCAACAGUUCCAACUUCGUACCGCCAAAUUACCGUCCCCAAACAAGAUUUUUGCGAGUACGUUACCGACGACGGUUUGAUAAUUCCAAGCAUAUCCAGAGCUUUGAGAAAAAAAUUGUGGGAAGUAGCGGAACGCGUGGGUCUUACAUGGGAGAAGAGAAUAGACUUAAUAGGAAGGGCUGCAGCUGAAAUUUCAAUUCAAUUAUUAGGAGGAGGGCAUAGACUUAAUCCACGCAAUACUCAUCAAUGGCCCACUGUUGUUGUAUUAUGUGGACCACAUAGACAAGGAGCAAUUGGUGUGAACACCGCCAGACAGUUAGCAAGCCACGGUGUUCAAACUAUCGUCUUUACAACCUCCAUGGAUGCUCCCAUCAUAAAAAAGGAACUAUCUCUCUAUAUGUUAACAAAAAACCGACUACUCAACAACGUCGCUGAUUUACCGAACGUUUCCGAUCUCAUUAUAAUAGCUUUAUGCGAAGACACCGACAAUCCGCGACACUAUCCGCUACUUUCCGAUUGGGUGAACAAAAACAAAGCGCCAGUACUGGCGUUGGAUCCUCCUUCAGUCGGAACCCCCGGAAUAACCCCUAAAUUUUCCUUAUUACCCGUUUUACCGUUGCCUCAUUCGUCGAACAACGGGAAAUUGUAUUUGUGCAAUUUGGGAUUCCCCGUCGAUAUUUUUAACGAAGUGGGAAUUAAGUAUAAGUCGCCGUUCGGGCCGAAAUUCGUGAUACCGUUGCAUCCGAAUGAUGAAUAAUUUUUUUUUUUUGAGAAUCGUUUUGUAAAUCUAUGCAGUGGCUUACUUAAAAGUUUAUUAUUGAAAGGAAUUAAAUUUUAUUUUUUAUAAAAAAAAUACGUAAACCAUUCAGAACGGAAUUUAUUUUAUUUUUUUAUAUAGAAUGUCCCAUAAAAAAGUUUCUAAAGUAAUCCAGUGAUAUUUUUGAUGUGUUACUGCCACAAAUUAAAUUUCUAUGGGCUAUUUUUAUUUUAAGUUCUGCGUAUUUUUUUUUUUUUUUUAAGAAUAGAAAGUUAUGUUACUAUUUUUAAAAAGUUUAAAUUAAGCACUGUGUAGUUACGUUAUUUUCUUUUUUUGUUAUUUUAUUUUUUUAAGACUACUUAUAUGAAUAAUGAUGAUGUUCUUUUGUAUAACUUGGAAAUAUACAAUAUUGACUUUAA
Psylliodes chrysocephalus is the source of this 1995-nucleotide messenger RNA. NCBI's taxonomy places the organism in Eukaryota, Metazoa, Arthropoda, Insecta, Coleoptera, Chrysomelidae. The record is from the annotation of a GenBank genome assembly.